Messenger RNA from Diorhabda carinulata, 3832 nucleotides. RefSeq names its product CD151 antigen. Gene Ontology annotation, cellular component: membrane. NCBI's taxonomy places the organism in Eukaryota, Metazoa, Arthropoda, Insecta, Coleoptera, Chrysomelidae. The record is from RefSeq and is a predicted model, not a curated record. Bases 250 to 960 code for a protein of 236 amino acids. The transcript is spliced from 6 exons.
AACACCGUACUAACUCGUUCCCACGAAAUGUAUUAAAGAGAAGUAAUGAUUCGUAGUAGGAGAACACGCAAUAUUUUCAUAUUAUUUAAGGUUUGUAGAUCAUUCCCGAAAAGUGCGAACGUGGGUUACCUCAUUGGCGAAUGCUGUAAUAGAAAUUUCUUUAUAUUUGAUCGAAUAAGUGAAUUCCAGUUAUACAACUUGUUCUGAAGUAAUUGACUCGCGUGGAUUGAACAUAGACAAAGAUACAAAAUGGGUUGGGGAACAAAAAUGGAUGGCUGUGGAAAUUUUAUAAAGUACAGUUUAUUCAUUGUAAACUUCAUUAUAUUUUUGGGAGGGAUUGUAGUAGUUUCCAUUGGAAUUUGGACGAUUGUUGAUAAAUCUUUCGCCAAUGAACUUCUUGGAACGAAUCUGUAUGCUGGAGCGGCUUAUAUAUUACUGGCUACUGGAAUAUUAGUCACAUUCAUUUCAUGUCUUGGUUGCGUGGGAUCGGUGAAGGAAGUUCGAUGUAUGCUAGUCAUAUACUUCAUCAUUCUUUUCUUGAUUUUCGUCACAAUGCUUGUCGGAGGAAUAUUAGGUUAUGUCUUCCGUGGUAAAAUAGAUAAUACAAUAAGAAUUGGAAUGGAGAGCUCACUAAGAGAUUAUGGAAAUAAUAAAGCUGUAACAGAUGCAUGGGAUCAAACCCAGAUUCAAUUGAAAUGUUGUGGAAUAUAUGGUUACCAAGAUUGGCAAAAUAACAUACCUAGAUCUUGUUGUAAAAUGACAGCUAAUGGCAUAGCAGUUCCAUGUAACAGUGUUGAAGGAAAUAAUGAAUUCACAAUUAAUCAAGACGGAUGCCUAGGAGUUACCAAAAAUUUUGUCAAAGCGCACGCUGUUGUCAUAGGUACUGCUGGAAUUGUAGUUUCUUGUCUUAUGAUUUUGGGCAUGGUGUUCUCAUGUUACCUGUUCAAAUCAUUGGAAUAAACCGCGAUUGCCAUCGUCAAAUCAGUGAAGUUAUAACGAAUGAAUUAUUGAAUCCAUUUAUAUGUGAUCAUUUUGUUCUGUACUUAAUUGUGGUAAUCAAGAAUAAUUAAUUUCUUCCAUUAGAAUAUUCAUCGAGUUAUUUGAAUCAAAUUAUGUAGGUAACUGCUUAAUAAUACACUGGUUUAUCAGAAAAUUGACAAAUGCAUAUAUACUUUGUUAAAAACGAUCAGCUCUCGAAGUACUGUAUUCAAAUAUCUUAUCUUCAGAAAGUAAAACAAUAAAAUUAUGAAGAAGACAACAACUUAUCAAGAUUUUUAUCAAAUUUUCACAUAAAUUAAUGCACGCGAUAACUUCAAUCCAGGAAAAUAUUAAUAAAAAAUAGCAGAUUGCAUAACUGAAUAAUGUACCUGAGUUGAAUCAUUCAAAUACCUUAUAUAGAAACAUCUCUAUCAAAAACAAACUGCAACUCCCUCCCAGAUACAAAUAUCCUUCAAUGAAUUGGUAUAAAAAUAUUCCAAGUUCAGUAUCAUUUAUAACGAUGCACCCAAAACAACAUCAGGAAAUGCUACUGCUUAUAUUUGUAAUGCCCGGCGUCUACCUAACAAAUGUAGUAUUUACACUGGAGAAGCAUUUGCUAUAUUCCAUGCUCUAAAAAUGUGCAGAAUAGAAAAAAUUCCCUAAUCGUAUAUAAUUCAUCAAGCACACUAACAGAUCUUAUAUCGUCACAUAGGGAGUGAAAGGCAAAGAAGAAGUAGACUCUUGAACACAUCAAUAUCCUCUAACAAAUAAAACGGCGUCUUUAUGUCAAACAUACCAAACAAGAUUCACAGAAGACGCUAUAAGCUAAGAAAAAAUUUGAAAUCAAUUCUUUCUUCAUCCGGAAACAAAGUGCUAUGUUAUCUUAAAGACACAAAUUUGAUAUCUAAAAUCUAAUGUCUCAUUAUUAUAAACACUAGUACUAUGUUGUGAAUGUCUCCCCUGCUAAUAACUCUUAGUAGUUGAUGCGAGGUUAUGUAUGUUUAAAUAAACAUAUAUUUCUACAGCAAAAUUCUGUUCCUCUCCUUGUACACGAUAAGUUCAUAAAUUAAAUAUACUAAAUUUCAAGAAAAUGUGAACAUAAUAUUCUAUUAUGCAAAAACAUUUAAAUUUUAUGUUUAUAAUAAAACAUACUGUAAAUAUGUGUAUUUUCCUAUUCGCAUUUAUCUGAAUACUUAGAUUCUACAACUCGGAAAAUAUAAAUUUCUAUUUUCAAUUGAUUCCUAUUCCAUUUAUGAAUGAGAGCGUUAUGUCUUAUCCUUCUCAGAAUGUAUUUUUUUUUUUUUUGGAAACUUGAGAGACACCUAUCGUUUAUUUGCUAUUGAAAUGAAACAACUGUCGACGCUUGUUCCCAAUUAAAGCAAAUAAUAAGAGUUUAAAAACAAAACCUACCUAAAAUAAUAUAGAAACCAUUUUCAAUCCAAUUCAUUUUAAUUAUCAUAAUAUUGAAACUUCUAGAAUUCAGUAUUAUAUUUCAACUAAAAAAAUGGUAAUUGUUUCCAUUCAUUUAUAACAGAAAUUAUUUCCUUCUCUUUAAUCAUAUUAAUUUUAACAUUAUCAGUACCAUCGUGUAUUAAAUAAACAAAUAUGAUUAUUAAGAUCUAAAAAAGUGUGCUCGUAAUAAAAAUGAUUACAAUAAUUUAUAAACUUUAAGAUUAACAAAUAGUUGGUAUUGUUAAUAUUCUAGAGCUCAACUUGUGGAGAUCCGCAAUGUAUUUUUAACAACAGGUAACUGUGGAAGCACUGAGACAUACCAUGAAAAUGUCAACAUUGAUAAUAUGGAUUAUAAAACAAUUCAUACAAUGUUUAUUAACCUAUAUUCAUAUCCAAUUGUUGAAGGAUUGAAAUAAAUAUUAAUAGUAUCCAACAUACAUAUUACAUAUGUUCACUGAGCACAAAACUUCGUACACUUCUUAUAGAAUCAAGUUUCAUAAAAUUUUGAUAUUCUUGACUAAUCCAUUCCUCUGGUAGAAUCAUUUGAAAAUUGCAAAUGUAUAAUACUCGCUGAAGCUAGUAAACAGUAUCAAUACACAAUUCCUAAACAUCUAAUUACUUACUUGCAGUCACGGAAAUCUUGCUUUGGUUUUGAUUGAUAUUCACCCUGUAUAGAAGCUUCAUCGCUAGUGCUUCUGCUCAAAUAAAGCAUAGUAUUCAAAAUUAUUUGCGAAUUCGCAUCCCAAAUUCUUGAAUAAGAUCCACAGAAUAGUUUUAGAAACUUCGAAGCACCCAUACAGCAUAUUUUCUACAUUUAGCCAAUCGAAGAUAAUUUUUCAUAAGAAUUGACUCUCAGUGUGUUCUGUAUUGUGUUUGUCGAUAAACCAGUGAAUAAAUUUGUGUUUCAUUUCAUGACAAUGAAGACUAUUUAUUCAAAACAAAGACCACAAUUCUUCAUUUGAAAUGUUGCACCACAAAGUAGAUUAAAAUUUAAUUCGUACAUCAAUGGACUUUACAGGAAAAAUUUUCGUUAAAUUUUAGAUGAAAUAUACGAUGCAUAUUUUUCACUAGUCUAAGACACCACCACUAUUCAAUGUUUAUAGAAUAUACUAACAUGCAUUUAUAGAUACUUGGACUAGCACAUAUUAUAAUAAAAAAUAUUUUUCAACAUAUAUGAAUAUUAUCAAUACUAAAGUACAAAAUAUAUUUAUAAGAAGACAAUUGUUCAUUCUUUUUAUUUAAGACUAUUUAGAGUUUCUAAUAUUUUUAAAGAUCAGUAUAGAUGUUGCUGUUUUCAGAUAUUUGUAACUGAAGGUGAAUUUAUGUAUGUUCAACGAAAUAUUGAAGCAGAUCUCUUUGUAAAAGUAUAUAUAAUAAAUGUUUAUCACUUGUGCAGAGGCUA